AUGUACAUCACCCACCUCAUGCUGAGGAAAGGUGAACCAAUGACAACACACGACGACUUCAGUAAAGAAUGGCGCUUUCUGGAAUACAUAGAGAUCAAGGACUGGAGCUCAGCUCUGCCUCCGAGGACGAUAGCUACACACUUGAUGGUUAAAACAAUGGUGACGGGUGAAGGGAAGUACAUCUAUGUCGCCCGCAAUCCAUGGGACGUUUGCGUCUCGUUCUACCACAUGCUGACCAACAUGAGUCAGUUUGAAUUCCAGGAUGGCAAAUUUGAAGACUUUGUUGACACAUUUCUCAAUGGAGACUUCGGCUAUGGGGACUACUUCGAGCACGUUGCGUGGGGCUAUUCUCUAAGAGAACAACCGAACGUAUUUUUCGUGACUUAUGAAGAACUAAAAAGGAACCUACGGGAUGUAGUUCUAAAACUGGCGUUCUUUCUUGGAGAGCAGUAUGGUUGUGCUUUGGAAAGCAACGAGCCGAUGCUGCAAGAGCUCCUCGAGAGGUCGAAUUGCGAUAACAUGCAACCUGUUGUGGUCGUCAACUUCAAUGGCAGUGCGAAUCCUCACUGGGACAAAGUGAUAACUCAGAGAAAGGUUACGUGUAAAGAAGGUUAUGAGGGUGACGAGAACAGGUACGCGAUUGUGAGAAAGGCCAAUGCUGGUGAUUGGAGGGAGCACUUCACACCUGACCUCUUGCAGCGAAUGGAGAAUAGGAUUCUUGAGGUGGAGAAGCAAUCACCGGUCAUGAACCUCUGGAAUGACAUACGAGCAGAAGCGAUUAAGUGCAUUGCAAAUUCCAAAUAA
Messenger RNA from Rhipicephalus microplus (southern cattle tick), 804 nucleotides. RefSeq names its product sulfotransferase 1C2. Lineage: Eukaryota; Metazoa; Arthropoda; Arachnida; Ixodida; Ixodidae. Gene Ontology annotation, molecular function: sulfotransferase activity. The record is from RefSeq and is a predicted model, not a curated record.